Messenger RNA from Cryptomeria japonica (Japanese cedar), 979 nucleotides. Its product is annotated as ethylene-responsive transcription factor ERF010. The coding region runs from base 219 to 941 and encodes 240 amino acids. Gene Ontology annotation, molecular function: DNA binding; DNA-binding transcription factor activity. Gene Ontology annotation, biological process: regulation of DNA-templated transcription. The record is from RefSeq and is a predicted model, not a curated record. The transcript has a single exon. Lineage: Eukaryota; Viridiplantae; Streptophyta; Pinopsida; Cupressales; Cupressaceae.
ACAACGAUGAAAACGUUACGUAGCGUCUCAUCCUUCUCACCAUCGCCGACAAUUUAGAGACGGUCAAUAUCAGUGUACAAUCUUUUUUUGUUUUCUAUGCGAAUCCCCCCGUGACUCUUGUUGCUGAUUCAUCCCCAUUUCUUAUUCAAUCUUCAUUCAAUAGCACAAUCUCCCUAUGAUUUAAGGCCUAAAGGCAGGCAAAAUCUUUUUAUUCAGCCAUGGAGCGCAUAGAAUGUUGUACCAAUCCCAAUGGUCUGAACAAGCAGAGGACCAAUAUGGGCAAGGUGAGGCCUUACAGAGGAGUAAGAAUGAGAAAAUGGGGUAAAUGGGUUUCAGAAGUCAGGGAACCCAAUAAGCGCUCUAGGAUAUGGCUAGGGUCAUAUGCUACUCCAGAGGCUGCUGCAAGGGCUUAUGAUACUGCUGUUCUUUAUCUCAGAGGGCCUUCUGCUUCCUUGAAUUUCCCUGAGGAGGUGCUUAAACAGGAGUUUAGGGACCUCAAGGCAUGUGACCUCUCACCUACUAGUAUUCAGAAAAGAGCCCAAGAGGCUGGUGCUGCUAUGGACCAUGCCAUACAGUUGCAGAGGGGUUUGCCUUGUAAGCCCAAGAAAAUCAUUCAUGGUGGUGCUGCUGAUUGUAAGGUGAGUAAGGUUGAGGUUAGGAAAGACAGGGAAAUUGAGGAGGAAGAAGAGGAGGAGAAUGAAGAAGAAUCUAAUCAUAAUAAUAACCACCAUCCUGUGGUUUAUCAUGACUGGUUUGCUCAUGAGGCAGAGGGGCCAUUGUCAUCCUCACCUUCAUCUACAUCUACUACAACAAGUGUUAGUUCAGUAGGAUCAAACAGUGGGAUGAAUUCAAGGCAGUUGUUGGCUUUUGGACCCAGUAACAGUUUUCCAGACCAAACACUGGGACUCAACAGUUUGUACAGGCCAGAAAAAAGGGUCUGAGUAUUUUCACAAGGAAAUACAAUAAUUUUUUUUUUUUU